AUGACUGACCUCUCUCUACCAGCUUUGUGUGUAUGGACACUGCUGAGCCUCCUCCUCUCAGGAGUGCUAUGCAAUCUGGAGGGAGCUCUGCACAGGGAUCUGAUGAAAGGAUACAACAAAAACAUCAGACCAAUGGAGAACAAUGGUGACAUCACGGAGGUCAAACUGAAGAUGACCCUCACCAACCUUAUUUCUCUGAAUGAGAAGGAGGAGACGCUGACCACAUGUGUCUGGGUAGAGAUGCAAUGGUAUGACUACAGACUCAGUUGGGCUAACAGGCUAGGAUAUGAGGCCUAUGAGAACAUUACACGCACACGCAUUCCCUCCAAAUCCAUCUGGCUUCCUGAUAUCAUACUGGAGAACAACGUUGAUGGACAUUUUGAAAUUACACUCUAUACUAACGCUCUGGUAGACCCAGAUGGAAUGGUCUAUUGGUUGCCCCCAGCAAUCUACCGCAGUGCCUGCGCCAUCAAAGUCAACUACUUCCCCUUUGACUGGCAGAACUGCAGUAUGGUCUUCAGGUCUCAAACAUACAGCGCUAAUGAGAUUGAGCUAAAGCUAACAGAUGAAGAAAACUCAACAGUGGAAUGGAUUGAGAUUGACCCAGAGGCUUUUACAGAGAAUGGUGAAUGGAUAAUAAAGCAUCGGCCAGCUAAAAAGGUGAUAAAUGAGCGGUUCAGCCGAGACGAGCUGGACUAUCAGGAGAUCAUCUUUUUCCUCAUCAUCCAGAGGAAGCCACUCUUCUAUAUCAUCAACAUCAUCGUGCCCUGCGUCCUCUUCUCCUCCCUCGGGCUGCUUGUCUACCAUCUGCCGGCUAAAGCUGGAGGUCAGAAGUGUACCAUGUCCAUUACCAUUCUGCUGGCCCAGACUGUCUUCCUCUUCCUCAUUGCCAAAAAGGUUCCAGAAACCUCUAAGGCCGUCCCACUGAUUGGGAAGUAUCUGAUGUUUGUGAUGACUGUGACUGCAAUCACGGUGAUGAACUGUGUGGUGGUGCUAAAUGUCUCUCUGAGAACUCCCAACACACAUCCCAUGACUGAUAAAGUCAGGAAGGUGCUGUUGAACAUUCUUCCUCGGCUUCUGAGGAUGAGGAUGCAGCGCUGGACUCCACAGGGCAGAGUAAAUGGCACAGUAAAUGGACCUACUGUCCCCUUGAGGAGACGCAGCUCACUGGGACUGAUAGCGAAGGCAGAUGAAUACAUGCUGAGGACGGCGCGCUCUGAGCUGAUGUUCAGCAGGCUGAAGGAGAGAGAUGGUCUUAUGAGAAAUGCUCUGGAAAAGAUCCAGAACGGCCUAGAGGGAGACACUGUGCAGGAUCUGAGCUCUAGUCUGGCCAUGGCUUCACCAGAGGUGCAGCAGUGUGUAGCAUCCUGCAAACACAUUGCUGAGAGCACCAAACAGCAGAAUGACUUCCAAAGUGAGAAUGAGGAGUGGUUUCUGGUUGCCCGAGUGAUCGACAGGCUCUGCUUCAUCGCCAUGGCUAUGCUGUUUGUCCUGGGAACCAUUGGAAUCUUCCUCAUGGGCCAUUUCAACCAGGCUCCAUCUCUGCCCUUCCCUGGAGAUCCCAAAAAAUACCUGCCCGAAAUGUCCCCCACAAAUGUCACAGGCUGACUUUGACCAGACUGUGGCAAACUCUGGAAUAUUUAAGCCAGAUUUUACCUCAGGUGGAGAACAGUGGCCAGUCCAGCUCCAUUACUGCUGAAACAGCUGAGUUCUCCAGCUUGUGCUGUCAGUGGCCAUCGCACAUUACCCUACUGUGCCUAGACUACAAUACUCACAGUGCUUUGCUUGGCCUGAGGAAUUUGAGCCAUUCUUGCCAUUUUGUAUUUUUGUUUUUGUACUGUAAGAUUGUUGGAGCUUGUUUGAGAUUCUUUUACAUUAUGUGAAUGAGGAUCUCCUGUUCAGGAAACUCACCUCAGAGCAAUACUUUCUAAAUGAAAGAGGAAUUCCACAAAUUUCUCAUAACACUGUAAUAUUUCACUACAAUUCAUUUAAAUUGGAAUGCACAAUUACAGAUCAUUUGCUGACAUUGUAAAGUCAGUCAGAGUGGUUUAACAUGAAAUGCAUCAUUUUAGAGAAAGUUACAGAGUCAGAACUGUUAACGGUGGUGGUAGGAACCAGAUUGAGUUUGAUGCUUCUAAAAGCUACAUCAAAAAAGCUAUAAGAUGAAAUUGUUAGAAAUGCACUACUUAAUGGCUUAGACAUAGUUUUAUGAUAGUCUUGAGAAGGUUUGAGUCUAAAAUGUAUUUAUAAAACACAUUUUGUAGAUUUCCUUUUAUUUUACUAUAGUCAGCAUUACAUAUUAAAUUUAGAAGACAUGCGCAGGUUGACUGGUCAUUUUGGGUAGUAAAUAAAAGAGCAAUAUUUGUGUUGUAGACUCUAGUUUCGCUUCCCACCUCUGUAAAGAACUCUGAGUAAGUCAAACUCAGUCUAAGCACUCUGUUUACAUCUCAUGUAGAAAUGUAGAAUUCCCCUUUAUCAUUUUCUGUUGUCAUUACAAUUAU
Pygocentrus nattereri (red-bellied piranha) is the source of this 2501-nucleotide messenger RNA. It is a transcript of the gene chrng, whose product is annotated as cholinergic receptor, nicotinic, gamma. Gene Ontology annotation, biological process: chemical synaptic transmission; signal transduction; regulation of membrane potential. The record is from RefSeq and is a predicted model, not a curated record. Gene Ontology annotation, cellular component: postsynaptic membrane; neuron projection; synapse. NCBI's taxonomy places the organism in Eukaryota, Metazoa, Chordata, Actinopteri, Characiformes, Serrasalmidae. Gene Ontology annotation, molecular function: acetylcholine-gated monoatomic cation-selective channel activity; transmembrane signaling receptor activity. The coding region runs from base 1 to 1608 and encodes 535 amino acids. The transcript is spliced from 12 exons.